Messenger RNA from Blastocystis hominis, 490 nucleotides. RefSeq lists its product as hypothetical. The record is from RefSeq and is a predicted model, not a curated record. Lineage: Eukaryota; Bigyra; Opalinata; Blastocystidae. The coding region runs from base 17 to 490 and encodes 157 amino acids. The transcript is spliced from 3 exons.
AGCUGACGGCGUGGCGAUGCCGCUGCUCGGAGCAGCGCUGCCUGCAGUCGACGUUCGCGACGACGUCGCUUGCGGCCACGGUGCGCGAGGGCGGUCAGAUCGACGUGCGUCCGGACCCCGACUUCGUGGCGCGCGUGGCGGAGAUCGCGAUCGAGAAGAACAAGAACGCGAAGAAGGAAGAGAGCCAGCGCCAGCGCGAGAAGAACCAGAAGAGCCAGCAGCAGGCGGAGAAGCGAAGCGAGGCCGGCGAGGCGGGCGAGGCGAAGAAAACGAGCCGGCAGCCGCUGAGCGGCGAGGUGGAGGAAGCGACGAACGACGCGGAGCGGCGGAUCUUCGCGGUGCUGAACGCGGAGGGCAUCGCGCACACGACGUAUCACCACGAAGCCGCGCAGACCGUCGAGGACGUGGUGCGAUUCGUCGACGCGACCCUGGGACUGCCCACCAAAAACCUCUUCCUGAAGGCAGGGCAGCGGCGAACUCUCCACUCUAG